Rhinocladiella mackenziei CBS 650.93 is the source of this 435-nucleotide messenger RNA. RefSeq lists its product as uncharacterized. Bases 1 to 435 code for a protein of 144 amino acids. The transcript is spliced from 7 exons. Lineage: Eukaryota; Fungi; Ascomycota; Eurotiomycetes; Chaetothyriales; Herpotrichiellaceae. The record is from RefSeq and is a predicted model, not a curated record.
AUGGAUCGAUUCCGGCCAGGUUGGGUAUACGACACCACCGAUCAAGAGCCACUACAGAGCGAUACGAUCGACGGUCUAGCGGAACUAAUGGGCUUGGAUCCAAAGGAAUUGAGAAAAACUGUGGACGAAUUCAACGCCGCUAUCGACGACAAGGAAUUCGACCUCAUGAAACUUGAUGGCAAGAGAACCCAUGGUCUCUCGCCCGACAAGACCAAUUGGGCCAAUCCCAUUGCUAAGCCUCCAUUCUAUGGAUAUCCCAUGAAAGCGCAACUUACCUUCACCUAUGGCGGUCUCAAAUGUGACCUUGAUUCCAGAGUUCUUUCGACAACGGGGGUUCCUAUUCCAGGACUGUACGCUGCCGGAGAGUUAACCGGCUUGUUCUAUAAUGAGUGUAAGUCCACCUCUCGCAUUGGAUCAGUCGCUCCGGUUUUCUAG